Messenger RNA from Cuscuta europaea, 1656 nucleotides. The record is from the annotation of a GenBank genome assembly. NCBI's taxonomy places the organism in Eukaryota, Viridiplantae, Streptophyta, Magnoliopsida, Solanales, Convolvulaceae.
UGGUUCGGUGUAGUCUGUUUAAGUCUGGUGUGACUUGGUCUGGUCUGAACUGGCCUGUUAAAUAUCUGGUCUCUGUGUAUUUUAUACUCCCUCCGGUUCCAAAUGAAAUUCACACUUUCCUUUUUCGGUAGUUCCAAAAUAAACUUCACACUUCUUCUCUCUUCCUUAUUAGACAAAUUAUCUACAUCAAAACAGUGUCAAAUAGUGUCAAACAGUGUUACAACAGUGUACGCUACAGUAAAAUCAAAUUUAUUUCCUUAAUUUAUGGAAAUCAAAGUGUGAAUUUCAUUUGAGACCGGAAGCAGUAAUGAGGGGAGUCAAAUAUGGUAUUGUCCGUUCAAAUUGGUGUGAUGUGGUGUGAAUCCUUUUAAAACCACAAGUAAAAACAUCUACAUCGGAGUAGUUGCUAAUAAUAAUGAUUCAGUAUUGCAGUUGCCAGAGAUUGGGGGCCAGUUGCAGUUGCAUACUCUUUUGAAGUCAAAAGGUUCGAGCAACCAACCAACUCCGGUUUUACAGAAGCACAGGAAGUGGUCUUCGUCGCUCAUAAGCUUUUUGUGUGAUAUAAGAGCAGCAUUCUUUUCUCUAAUGGCGAAUGCUGAAGAGCGGAGCAGCAGUCGUUCAAGAUGGUCUCUUUCUGGGAUGACCGCUCUUGUCACCGGAGGCACUCGUGGAAUCGGGCGCGCAAUCGUGGAGGAACUGGCUGAAUUGGGCGCCAGUGUAUACACAUGUUCCAGAAAGGAAGAAGAGCUGAAGCAGAGCCUGGAAGAUUGGGCUUCUAAAGGCCUCAAAGUCUCAGGCUCUGUCUGCGAUGCGUCGUCAAAAGAUCAGCGCCUGCUUCUCUUCCAGAAUGUUUCCUCUGCCUUCGACGGCAAGCUCAAUAUUCUGGUUAACAAUGUUGGGACACACAUCAUGAAGACUACCAAUGAGUUUACGGCUGAAGAAUACUCUCAUCUCAUGGCUACCAACUUAGAGUCUUCUUACCAUUUUGCUCAACUUGCUUAUCCUCUUCUAAAGGCAUCUGGAGCUGGAUCCAUUGUCUUUGUUUCCUCUGUUGCUGGCUUGGUACAUGUAUCAUUUGCUGGAUCUAUCUAUAGCGCUACCAAAGGGGCUAUGAACCAACUUACAAAAAAUUUGGCGUGUGAAUGGGCAAAGGACGCCAUUAGGGUUAAUUCUGUGGCACCUUGGUAUAUUAAAACCUCUCUUGUCAAAGAGUUUACUUCCGACAAAGAGUUUCUGGAAAGAGUAAUAUCCCGAACCCCUCUCAGGCGGGUAGGGGAACCCGAAGAUGUUUCAUCAGUGGUUGCUUUCCUUUGUCUUCCUUCUGCUUCUUAUGUAACCGGCCAGGUUAUUGCUGUAGAUGGUGGUUUCACUGUGAAUGGCUUUGAAAAUUAGAAGCUUGAAUGGGAAUCAAGGUUACCACUCCCUUGGCUUUCAUUUCUGUAUGCAUUAUAAAAUAAAAUGAAUAUGAAAAUAUGUACUGGUAUACUUUACCAAAUUUUUGUAUCCAUGUAAGUUAGUGUUAAACUGAGAUGUUAUGAAAUGUUUGGAAUGUAUUAAAAUGAUUAAUUUGUAAUAAAGUGUUUUGCAUUGUCUCGAUUUAUCUCAUUAGCCAGGCAAAUAAGAAAAUAAUGCUGCUCCCUCGUUCCUUUUUUUAUC